UGCCUGGUCAACGAUCCUCGACCCCGGAAUAAAUACAAUCAGCUUUACACGGUGGAGUACCUGGGCAACAUGGUGGGGGGCAGGAAGACGCUUUACAACAACCAGCCGGUGGAGCUAUUGAAAAAGAUGGUGGCCGCGUCCAUUCAGGAUGGAGAGGCUGUGUGGUUCGGCUGCGACGUUGGGAAAUGUUUUAAUAGCAAGCUGGGCAUCAACGAUUUGAAGAUAUAUAACCAUGAGUUGAUGUUCGGGGUGUCGGUGAAGAACAUGAAGAAGGACGAGCGGCUGAUUUUCGGGGAUUCCAUGAUGACGCACGCCAUGGUUAUCACCGCCUUCACGAAGAAAGUUACCUACUCAUGACGGACGACUGGUUCUCGGAGUUCGUGUACGAAGUGGUCGUCGACCGGAAACACGUCCCGGAGGAGGUCCUGGAAGUCUUGCAACAGGAGCCCACUUCCCUGCCCGCCUGGGAUCCCAUGGGGGCUCUGGCCCACUGAGCUGUCGCCGGAAGGAGGGGACACCCCCCUCCCCCCCUGCUCUUUCUGGGUCAACUCCCAAGCCGGCGGGAGCCCCCUCCCCAGGGCGGUCUGCAACCAAGCCAUUGGGGGGGGCGGGGGAGAAAGUUCCCAGCUAGAGGUGCUAACAUUCACACAUACGCCCCCCCCCUUUUCAAAAGGCGCCAUCCACCUCUGGAGGGGAGGGGGUUUCUCCUUGCAUCGGCAUCUCUUCAUUGUGAUACAGAGUCACCUUUCUUUUUUCUAAAAAUGGCUUUUUAAACUCAUCCUAAUGCACUCAUUUUAAAACGGGGAAGGGGUUCUUUUGGACACGCUGUACACACACGCACACACACACACACAAAGUGGGGGGGGGGGAAAUGGAGAUUUUAGU
Molecule: messenger RNA, 885 nt
Organism: Thamnophis sirtalis
Lineage: Eukaryota; Metazoa; Chordata; Lepidosauria; Squamata; Natricidae
Source: RefSeq, a predicted model, not a curated record